Triticum aestivum (bread wheat) is the source of this 3800-nucleotide messenger RNA. RefSeq names its product zinc finger CCCH domain-containing protein 45. Gene Ontology annotation, molecular function: RNA binding; metal ion binding. The transcript has 4 exons. The record is from RefSeq and is a predicted model, not a curated record. Bases 67 to 1281 code for a protein of 404 amino acids. NCBI's taxonomy places the organism in Eukaryota, Viridiplantae, Streptophyta, Magnoliopsida, Poales, Poaceae.
CCAGACACGAAUAUCUCAGCGCCCAAACCCUAGCUAGCCCCUCCCACCCACCCUCCCUCAAUCCAAAUGGACGGCGACGGCAGCCUCCGCUUCGACUUCGAGGACGACGUCGACGCCUUCAGCGCUGGAUCCGGGUUCGCGUCCUCCGAAGCCCCCAUCGUCGCCGUGGGAGGGCCGUCCCGUGGCCGCGGCCACGGAAGCAUCGAAAUGGAUGGCGACGAGGACAGCCUCCGCUUCGACUUCGAGGACGGCCUCGACGCGGCCGGCGCUGGUACCGAAUCCUCGGCCUGGCCCUUCGAAGCCCCCAUCCCCGCCGCUGGAGGGCCGUCCCAUGGCCCUGUCAGCGGAAGCAUCCAAAUGGACGGCGACGAGGGCAGCCUCCGCUUCGACAUCGAGGACGGCCUCGACGCGGCCGGCGCUGGCACCGGAUCCUUGGCCUGGUCCUUCGAAGCCCCCAUCCCCGCCGCUGGAGGGCCGUCCUAUGGCCCUGGCAGCGGAAGCAUCCAAAUGGACGGCGACGAGGACAGCCUCCACUUCGACAUCGAGGACUACCUCGACGCGGCCGGCGCUGGCACCGGAUCCUCGGUCUGGUCCUUCGAAGCCCCCAUCCCCGCCGCUGGAGGGCCGUCCCAUGGCCCUGACAGCGGAAGCAUCCAAAUGGACGGCGACGAGGGCAGCCUCCGCUUCGACCUCGACGCCGUCGGUGCUGGAUCCGGCUCCGACGAGGAGAUCCCGGAGUGUAUAAUGUUUAGCGUGGGCUUUUGCCUUAAUGGACCUAAUUGCAAGUGCAUGCAUGUUAAGCUACCUGGGCCGCCUCCUGUUCAAGAAGUCCUCCAGAAGUUUCAACAGACGAAUGCCUAUAACUAUGGUUCAUCAAGCACAACUUAUCAGCCUAGAGACAAUAACUGUAAGCAGAAGGCGAAACCUCAAGUCCAGCAUGAGUCAGUGCUGGAGAAUCAAAAUUUGGCUGUAAAUGCUACUCUUGUAGCGCAACAACCUGCUGCUCAGCAUGUGCAGACAGAAAAUCCACCACCUCAUCUACAGCAGCAGCAAAAUGCUCAGGUUCAAGGUGUCCAUAAUGGUUCAUCUAUCCAAAAGCUACCACAACUGCAAGCCCACUUCCACAAGGGCAAUCAAGGUACUUGGUUAUUAAAUUUUGCAACCAGGAGAAUCUGGAUUUUGGUUCAGUGGGGUGUUUUUGCCCCUCAAAAAGGAUUAAUGAGGUUGAACUUGACGAAGCAUGUCCAUGGAGAGUGUCAUUUCAAUAUUCUCCAUCUCUAGAACUCAUCAUUUCCAGAGUAUUUGAAAAGUAAAAUAGUGCUAUUCUGUUGGAUACAUCAAAUUAUGGCUGAACACACUUUCUUCAGUGUCUGCAAAACUUCUAGUACUGGUGGUGGAAUUUAGAAAUAUGCUCACAGAAGCCCAUUGUGGUCAGAACUUCUCUCCAGUGGCUUAGGUACAUCACAAUUUUUAAAAUCUUGUCCAUACUUAUUUUAUUGUCAUCAUUUCACAUUAUAUCUUUCCAGUGGCGGAUAGUACUACUCUUUCUCACUGAUGGAAUAUAGCAUCUCAUAGCAGAUUAGAUGACAUAAGCUUGUGUAUUCACACCAUACUGCACUGCAUGCUAAUAUUUGUUGAUUCCACCGAGUUUCUCCUUGCAUAAUACUCCCUCCGUCCCAUAAUAUAAGAGCGUUUUUAACACUAGUGUAGUAUCAAAAACACUCUUAUAUUAUGGGACGGAGGGAGUAUUUAACAACAGAUCUUAUGCUAUAGACAUUUCCACUAAUUUAUGCUUAAAGGGGAAAUAUUUAUGUCUUCUAAGGGGACUAAAGGCUUUUGUUGUUUUUGUUGAUAGUAGAGCAUGUAAAUAGCUUCUUAGUUUAGUUAUUUAUAAGGAAGUUAGUUGAUGGUAGAGAUGCUCUGGUAAUCAUGAGUCAUUUUUCUCCUUUUUAAUUAAUAUGUUUCAUUUAUCUUCUAUUGUACCUCCAGUUUGGUACAUUUUUGUCAUUUAGCUCCAAGCUAUGGGACAAAAAGCAUCUAAAGACUUAGUUUUUAAAAAGAGAUUGACUCAAUUGUAUGCCCAACUCACAUCAGCAUCCAAAGAAUGUUAAUAGGAGCAUUUAGUGGAAAAUAUUGCCGCCAAAACUAGAGUAACAAACAAGUAUGUAACACAGUAUAUAUUCUGCUUUGAUGGUUGUAAUUUGGUAAUAAUAUAAUUUGUUUUGUAAUACAGUAGUCUAAAAGUAAAAUUAUGCUAUUCAGUUGGAUACUAAAUUAUUGUUAAAUUUACCUUUUUCAAGGGCUCUUCCCUUGAAAAGGUUACUUCUAAUUUUGGUGGCUACAUUGGUGGUUGGAUUUGGAAAUUUACUUGCAAAAGUUCAUUAUGGUUAGAAUUUCUCUCCAUUGGCUCAAGGUACAAUAAAUUAUGGAAAUCCACCCGCCUGAGUACUAGGAACUGGCUGCCGCGGCCCCACAUCGAAGCAUGCCUGCCCUGCCACGUGUCUUGCUCGUCAGCCGCCAACCCACCCUAGCCGCCACCGUCCUAGAGCGAAGCAUCCGCGCCCCGCCACCUCUCUUCCUCACUAGCUGCUAGCCUCCAUUGCGGUCUUUGCGAUGAUCCCGUUGUUGUUGUAGGAGCUGGCUGCCAGUGCCCCUGCUUGCCGAUUUUCAGCGGUGCCUGUGCCGCUGCCGCUGCUUGGUGGGUCGGUCCUUGCUCUGUUCCAUGCUCGUCUGACAUCAUGUGAUUUUGCUUGGUUCCCUUUAAGCAUUGUAAAAAGAAGGCAAUUUCUUUGUCACCGGGCUUCCUUUCCAUCCCUUGCGUGGUCUGCGUCUCUGGGCAUACUCUGGCAAGAUUUCUUAUCUGUUGUGCCCUGUUGCCCCCGUGGAAUCUUCACCACUCCCUAUGUUUGUUGUUGAUAAGGUUGUCUCUCAUGCUGCUAAGGUUGCUGAUGAUGUUGCAUGAUUCAGCAGUGGAUGAUGUUGCAUGACCCCAGAAAACACCAAGGAGAGACAAAAAAAAGGACACAAAAAAGUCUCUGGUCAAGUAAAACAAGAUCUAAUAUUCAGGCAAUGCAUGAUUCAGCAGUGGAUGUAUUAAGUCUAGUUGCCAGUUUGGUUUCGUGCCCGGGAGGUCGACCAUGGAAGCCAUAUUCUUGGUACGACAACUUAUGGAGAGAUACAGGGAGCAAAAGGAGGACUUGCAUAUGGUGUUCAUUGACUUGGAGAAGGCCUAUGAUAAGAUACCGCGGAAUGUCAUGUGGUGGGCCUUGGAGAAACACAAAGUCCUAGCAAAGUACAUUUCCCUCAUCAAGGACAUGUAUGAUAAUGUUGUGACAAGUGUUCGAACAAGUGAUGUCGACGUUGAUGACCUCCCGAUUAAGAUAGGAUAAUCAGGGGUCAGCUUUGAGCCCUUAUCUUUUUGCCUUGGUUAUGGAUGAGGUCACAAGGGAUAUACAAGGAGAUAUCACAUGGUGUAUGCUCAUUGCGGAUGAUUUGGUGCUAGUUGAUGAUAGUCGGACGGGGGUAAAUAGGAAGUUAGAGUUAUGGAGACAUACCUUGGAACCGAAAGGGUCUUAGUAGAACUAAAACCGAGUACAUGAUGUGCGGUUUCAGUACUACUAGGUGUGAGGAGGAGGAGGUUAGCCUUGAUGGGUAGGUGGUGCCUCAGAAGGAUACCUUUCGAUAUUUGGGGUCAAAGUCGCAGGAGGAUGGGGGUAUUGAUGAAGAUGUGAACCAUCGAGUCAAAGCCGGAUGGAUGAAGUGGCGCCAAGCUUCUGGCAUUCUCUGUGACAAGAGAGUGC